CCCGGAACAUCGCUCUUUUUGAGGAAUCUGAAGAUUGUUUUGUUCAAAUCAUCGUCGACGUCACACGUUGAGGUCGACAGUGGUGGCCAGGGACUGGCUUGGCAUGCAAGGAUCCUCAACACCUGCCAAACGUGUCUUAUUCACCACUUCCAUCGAAUCCUCCAACCGCGCUUUGUUCAUUCUGCCUUGUUACCAAGAAGACGUGAACUUCGCGUUGUGUUGCCGCCAUGAACAUCUUCCGGUUACUAGGGGACUUGUCCCAUGUUCUGUCCAUUUUGAUUCUGCUGCAAAAGAUGCGGUCCUCUAGUAGCGCUUCCGGCAUCUCGUUCAAAUCCCAGUUCCUCUACCUGCUCGUUUACGUUACGCGGUACAUUGAUCUCCUCUGGACCUUCUACCAGCCCUCGUCGCUCUACCUCACCGUGUUCAAAAUCAUCUUCAUCACCACUUCUGCCUACACCGUCUACCUCAUGCUAAACGACUAUAAACCUACCCAUGACCCGAACCUCGACACAUUCAAGGUGCAAUACCUGUUGGGCGCCAGCGCUGUCUUGGCCAUCUUGUUCCCGUACAAGUACAAGUUUGUAGAGAUACUGUGGACUUUCUCCAUUUGGCUGGAAUCCGUCGCAAUCCUGCCCCAACUUUUCAUGCUGCAAAGAACUGGCGAAGCGGAGACCAUCACCACACACUACCUGUUCGCCCUCGGCGCAUAUCGUGCGCUGUACAUUCCCAAUUGGAUUUACCGCUACUUUGCCGAAGGCCACUGGGAUCCCCACUCCGUGUUUGCGGGCAUUGUUCAAACGAUUCUGUACUCGGACUUCUUCUGGAUUUACUAUACCAAGGUCAUUCAGGGCAGAAAGUUCAACCUCCCUGUAUGAGUAUGCGCGUUCAAGAUGCAGCACAUCGCGCCGUCGUUUCUCUCGAAGCCAAGAUUCUGGUCUCGAGUAUCAUGUUCCCUUGUAUAUAUGUCCUAUACUGAAGCAUCUGGAGGUUACUUGUAAUGACACAGUGAGCCGGCGUUUUGGUUCGAGCGGCCCAUCGCGUCAGUCUGUGAUAGACCUUGUCAGGGCGCUGGCGUGGGGUUACACGGUGGAGUCUGGGAGCUAAUCGGUCGCAACGGAUGUCAUGAUGAGAAGCAGUUGUACUAUGAGUAUGCAAUCGAAACCAUCUCGGUUGGUUCUGGCCUACCCCAUUGUUCU
This is a messenger RNA of Westerdykella ornata, 1196 nucleotides long. RefSeq names its product ER lumen protein retaining receptor. Gene Ontology annotation, biological process: protein retention in ER lumen; endoplasmic reticulum to Golgi vesicle-mediated transport. NCBI's taxonomy places the organism in Eukaryota, Fungi, Ascomycota, Dothideomycetes, Pleosporales, Sporormiaceae. Gene Ontology annotation, cellular component: endoplasmic reticulum; membrane; cis-Golgi network. The record is from RefSeq and is a predicted model, not a curated record. The transcript is spliced from 5 exons. Gene Ontology annotation, molecular function: ER lumen protein retrieval receptor activity. The coding region runs from base 228 to 875 and encodes 215 amino acids.